AUGGGUUUAAACGCCAUCAUGCAGUCCACAUUGAGCGGUGCUAAAGACCUUAUACCUUCUCGACUUCGUCGCUCGAGAAAACCUAGAAGAUCCAAUGGAUUUAGAUAUGUUUCAAAUGGAGGGAUCAUAUCACGACGUAGAUCCUCUCGAUUAGAUGACUCUAUCUUUGAUGAUUCUUCCUCGGAUGGAAGUGUCAUUCAUAGGGUCAAUCCAUGGGAAGAAUUUUCAGGAGAAGAUUUUAUCAUGUGUUAUCCCCCUUCCGAGGAUGAUUUGUCAGAAGAAGAGACCAUUUCUCUCAAAUCAUCUUUGAAAGAAGAUGGUAUAAUUUAUAAGGCUCGUUCAAUGGAAGACAUUCCAGAAGAAGAGACUGUGUCUCAUAGUCCCUCUUCAAAAGAAAAGACUGUGUUUUAUAAGGCUCCUUCUGUAGAAGACUUCCCAGAAGAAGAGAUUGUUUCUCAUGGCAUUUCUGCAAAUGAAGAGACAAUCAUUUAUGGCCCAUGUGAGGCCGAGGAAAAUAAUCUUCCCCAAUGUCAAGCCUCCGUUCAGGAACUCGUCGCACACUUCGAGACCCUGAAGGAAGGAUCCUCGGAAUGCCCUGUUUCUGAAGUCUCUAUGGAGAGUCUUACGCAUAAUCUACCCACGGGAAAAUCUUCCACUCAUCACGUCAAUGGCCUUGACGGCCAUGAUGAUUCCAAGAACUCCACAGAGACAAUCAUUCAUAACCCAUCGGAAACCUCCGAGGUCCCUAAGGUUUCACGACGCCAAGAGUACAAGAACAAGAUUCGUCGAUGCCUAUCCUCGAAAUCUCUAUUCUCAACUCGGGAAACCAUGGCACUCUUGAACAAGUUGGAGGAAGAAUCUUCCACUCAUCAUUAUGACCGAGAUGAUUCUAAAGACUCUACGGAGACAAUCAUCCAUAGCCCAUUGGAACCCUCCGAGGUCCCCAGGAUCUCAAGGCGUCAAGAAUAUAAGAACAAAAUUCGCCGAUGCCUAUCAUCGAAGUCACUCUCCUCGACUCAGCAAUUUAUUGCACCAUCAAAAAUAUUGAAGGUAGAAUCCUUCACAAACAAUGUUUACCAGAAGAAGAAAUUCUCCUCCUCUGAUUACUCAAUCUCCAUCUAUUCACAAGAUGGCAUUGACGAGAUCUUCGUAUCUCCAGAGGAGAAACAGUUGAAUGCUUUGCAAGCGAAGCUAUUCAAUCAAGAAUUAGAAUUAAAGAAACUUCGCUCGGAGAACUCGCAGCUUCACAGUGAUCCCACCUCAAAGUCGGUCUCAGAAUCAGCGACAGUCGUUCACAAUUCGUUGGAAAACACCCGGAUCUCAAAUCAUGAAAGAUGCCGAAGCAAGCUUCGCCAAUAUGUAUCUUCAACUCAUGAGCUCAUGGCUCCCCUGAAGGCAUUGCACCCUAGUAACCGAGCAGAGAAGGGCCACGCCAAACGACUAAAUAAGGGACGUCUUGGAGCUUUGGAUAAUACCACAAUAUUCUUUGAAACAGUCCCAUUUGAGUCCACGGAUGAGGCUGAGGCUCCAAUCUUCUAUUGCCCUCGUCAUUUUAGCUGUUCCUGCGAGCCUCAUCCCAGCUGCCCACUUGGGAAGAACAAGAUGGAGGAACAAGCUCUGCCUGCCAAAGAGCAUUCUGGUUUCGAAGUCUUUUCGGCCGAUGAAUAUGAUCUACACAUCAAGGAUUUGUCCGAUGAAUUCCUCGGUAUCAAGUCGCCUGAGCAGCUUCAGCCCGAAAAAUCUUCAUCUAAGGACCACACUGGACACGUCAAUCAUUUGACCGAUGAUCGCCUUGGUGUCACUGGAUUCAACCCCCGAACCGGUGUUUUGGAUUCAUCUGAGGAGCAUAAAACUCCUCGACGAGUCCACUGGGCCAGCACCGAAAAUGGCUGGGAAAGCAGGCCCAUACGCUCCCCAGGAUCCUCGACUGGUGGUCGCAGAGUUCCCAGAAGAUUCGGAAAAAAGAAGCGCGCCGUUGAUUCCGAGAUAACCAAAGAACCCAAAUGUACAAAAGUCUCUGAGCCAGUCAGAGAGCCAGAAUUUGCAGAAGUCGCUGAGCCGGCCAAUGAACCGGAGUGCGCAGAAGUCCUUGAACCACUUACAAAUGCUUGGGGCGAUUUUUUAGCCGAGAGAAAGACCUUGGGCUUGACAGUACGCAACAAGUCCCCCAACAAGUGCAUCACCACGUCCACCAUCACCAUUGGACCAUUGGACGAGAUGAUUCGUGCGGGCUUCGGAUCGCUCGACGGGGUCGACGAUUGA
Sclerotinia sclerotiorum 1980 UF-70 is the source of this 2262-nucleotide messenger RNA. RefSeq lists its product with no specific name. The transcript has a single exon. Bases 1 to 2262 code for a protein of 753 amino acids. The record is from RefSeq and is a predicted model, not a curated record. NCBI's taxonomy places the organism in Eukaryota, Fungi, Ascomycota, Leotiomycetes, Helotiales, Sclerotiniaceae.